Molecule: messenger RNA, 1596 nt
Organism: Colletotrichum tamarilloi
Lineage: Eukaryota; Fungi; Ascomycota; Sordariomycetes; Glomerellales; Glomerellaceae
Product: chaperone DnaJ
Exons: 3
Coding region: 1-1596 (531 amino acids)
Biological process (GO): response to heat; protein refolding
Cellular component (GO): cytoplasm
Molecular function (GO): heat shock protein binding; ATP binding
Source: RefSeq, a predicted model, not a curated record
AUGAAUGCAAGCAUUCUCACCAAGGCAGUGGCACCGGGCCGUCUGCUGUCCAGCCGUAUUUCCAGGCAAUCCAAGCUCAAGGAUUCGGUCUGCAAACGCGCCCAAAUCCACACCGUCACUUGUACCGUUAGACCCACGAAGCCUCUAGCUUCCCGGGUGACAUCUCAAGCUCCCUCAUCCAAACGUGCAUUUCAUGCGACAUCCACCAACCUCGCACCGAGCGACCCCUACAAGACCCUGGGUGUUGACAAAUCAGCAUCUGCGGGCGACAUCAAGAAGGCAUACUACGGCCUAGCGAAGAAAUACCAUCCCGACACCAACAAAGAUGCCGGAGCCAAGGAGAAGUUUGGCGAGAUCCAGAGCGCAUACGAAAUCCUGUCCGACCCCAAGAAGAAGCAGCAAUUCGACCAGUACGGUGCUGCCGGCUUCGACCCCAGCGGCGGCGGCGGCGACCCGUUCGGAGGCGCUGGAAACCCAUUCGGCGGCGGGUUCGGAGGACAGGGCGGCUUCGGCGGCGCCGGCGGCUUCAACUUUGACGACAUCUUCUCCGCGUUCACGGGCGGCCAGGGCUUCGGACGCCGCGGCGGCGGCGGAGGAGGCGGACGGAACCCCUUCCAGCAGGAGAUCCUGGUGGGCGACAACAUUGAGGUGCAGUCGAGCAUAUCCUUCAUGGAGGCGGCCAAGGGAACGAGCAAGACCAUCACGGUGACGCCCCUGACGGAGUGCGGGACGUGUACGGGCAGCGGGCUCAAGCAGGGCACCAAGCGGUCGGCGUGCAAGUCGUGCAAUGGGACGGGCACGCGGGUGCAUUUCAUGAACGGCGGGUUCCAGAUGGCGUCGACGUGCGGCAGCUGCGGCGGCACGGGCACGACGAUCCCCCGGGGGUCGGAGUGCAGGUCGUGCGCGGGCAACGGCGUCGUGAGGGAGCGCAAGACCAUCACGGUCGACAUCCCCGCGGGCAUCGAGGACGGGAUGCGUCUGCGCGUCGACGGCGCGGGCGACGCGCCCGUGACGGGCAAGAAUGCCGAGGCGGGCAUGCGGACGCAAAAGGGCGACCUCUACGUCUUUGUGCGCGUCGCGACGGAUCCCAAGUUCCGCAGGGCCGGGUCGGAUAUCCUGUACACGGCCAGCAUCCCCAUCACGACGGCGAUGCUCGGCGGCGAGGUCACGGUGCCGACGCUCGACGGGCAGGUCAACGUCAAGGUGGCGACGGGCACCAACACGGGCGACAAGCUGACGCUGUCGGGCAUGGGCAUGAAGAAGCUCAACGGCAGGCGGGGCGGCUCCGGCGACCUCAAGGUGGAGUUCCGGGUUAAUAUGCCCAAGUAUCUGAGCGCGAACCAGCGUACGCUGGUGGAGAUGCUGGCGAACGAGAUGGGAGACAAGACGGCGCGGAAGAUUAUGAACGUCACUCCCCAGGGAACCCAGCCAGCAUCCCCGGAUGACUCCGAGACUCACAAGAACGAGGGCUUCCUCAAGUCCAUGUGGCACACCCUGACGAACCACCCGGCUCACCAGAAGCCUGGUGAGGACGGUGCGGCACCAACGGAGAAGAAGACGGACGAGAAGAAGGACGAGUCUAAGAAGGAUUCUUAA